AUGUCAGCCUCUCGUUCAACCUCGCCGCCGCGCGCGCGGAGGGCAUUGCAAGAGCGAAGUUCCGCCCACACAAAUGAAAGAUCGCCAACCCGGACCUUACGCAUGGUAUCGGCAGACCAGGAAGAGGUGGAUAUGUACACUGCGACGCCAUUCCCGACCAAACCCGAACAGAUUCUACUGCCGCUUCCCGGCAAAGGCCAACAGCAGUACAUCUCAGACACUGGUUUCAGCUACUCAGAUCACAUUGGACCGUCAUCGUCAACAUAUUCGUCGCCCACGUUCAGCCAAGGUACUCCCACCAGCCCGAGGGACUUUUCGAUCGGAGAGGGAUGGGACAGGUCGUCCACCGUGGACGCCGGCAACUCGCCGCCGGCGAUGUGGGACGAAGACCCAAGUUCAAGCAAGUCGUCGCUGCCGGAUCUGCCAUCGGGAAAAGCGCCACAGUAUGGAUUUGAGGGCUCGGAGCCGGAAUUCUCAGACGACGACAUGGCUGUGCUGCCCACUGCUACGCCAACCAUCAAAGCAGUCCUCUCCGAAGCUUCCAUGUCGCCCAAGUCCUCCGACGAGUCAAUUGCCGCUUACUCCAGCCCGAACAUCGAACAGAUCGGAGCUCCGUCUAGUCCCAACUUCGUGAUGCUGGAUAACUCGAGUAUGCACUUCCCUCGCCCACCGACUGCAUCCUCUGAGACAGAGCCGCGAACGAAUUCGAUUUCCUCGUUCAACUCAGGGGGCACUGUUGUGAGACACUCUGGCGCUACUCCCUGGUUCCAGACAACGUUCCAGACAGUCUCAUCCGAGCGAUUGAGCUACCGUACCCCGUCUUUCCGAUCUAGCCCACCUGUUCAGUCUGUGGCCUCCUUCAGGUCAUCAUCGCGUGCUCCCUCUGGGACUCGUUCGCGCUCCGGGACAGCUUCCUCGCGCAGCCUCCGUUCCGCGUCUGACCUGCAGGCUGCCAUUGACAGCGGUGUGCCAAUCCAGUACCCCCGUAUUCGUGCGCCCUCAGCAAGCUCCCGCGCCGAUACCUCUUCAUCGGGAGAGCGCGACUUCUCACCCGGCCCAGCUUCUGGUCGCUGCAACCCUCACCUAGCAUCCGGCCGCUGGAACCCUCACUUGUCAACCGUUUCAUCCAACUGGUCCUCUGAUGAGCUGGCCAACCUGUCCGCCCAAGCUGAUUCACAGGAAGGCUCAGAGGGUUCCAUGGCAGAGGUGACGCCCCCGCCAGCCGCCGCUCUCAAGAAGGAAGACACCCGAUCCUCAGUCUGGCUCGUCGACAGCUCCAAUGACAGCGACGAUGAGCGUCUCGAUAGUCUCACCAAGCUGCCAUCCCGUCCAAACUUUGCCCAAAGCCUUUCAUCCGGUUCCAAGCGCAGCAACAGCACCCGCAGUACUCGCCCAGGCACAGGAACCAGCACAAUCUUGAACAUCCUUCCCACCUGGGCCAAGGUGUACUACCUGCACGAACCAAUGGCGUUUAACCCUGCCUUGACGAUAAUUGAUGGCAGCCGACCGCCAUCUGCCCGGGCACCUUCGACAAAAACACCUUCGACCCGAGCACCUUCAGUCCGCGCACCAUCGGUCCGCACACCGUCAAGCCGUGAUGGUACCUCCAACUCGAGCGUCUUCAGUCUCGUUCCAGGGCCCCUGAACAUCUUCCGCCCUCGUACGCCUGAACGGGUUGAGCCUGCCCAACGUCCAGUGUCACCCCCGCGUGAACAACCUCGUCUCGAGAACGACCCACGCGAUCCUCGCGCUCACUGGGUGCCCUCCCCGGAGUCCUCUGACGGCGGAUUCAGUGGCACCAACCACCGUCUCCACCACAGCUGGUCUCCACACUUGCUUCCCGACCGACGCGUCCUCCAACACGCCAAGUCAGGGUGGCGGGCGCCUUCGCUGGACUCACGCAGCGAGCCGAUGUUCGGCCGUCGCAAUGUCCAAGUGUACUCGUUCUGCAUUGGCUUCAUCUUCCCGCUCGCGUGGUGCGUCGCAGCAUUCCUGCCUCUUCCACCCGCCCCGAAGAUGUCGCCCGAGAUGGCAGAGGGUGGCUCUGAGUCUGAUGUUGAGGCUGCGCUCGAGAUGCAGUGCAUGAACCUCCAACAGCGUCGACAUGAAAAUGCUCGCUGGUGGAGGAACCUCAACCGAUGGAUGAUCUCACUUGGUGUGGUCAUCAUCGUCAUCAUUGUUACGCUUGCUGUUAUUGGUACUACGACAGGGUUCUAG
Molecule: messenger RNA, 2217 nt
Organism: Penicillium brevicompactum
Lineage: Eukaryota; Fungi; Ascomycota; Eurotiomycetes; Eurotiales; Aspergillaceae
Product: putative serine-rich protein
Exons: 1
Coding region: 1-2217 (738 amino acids)
Source: RefSeq, a predicted model, not a curated record